CCAUUCUACCUCCUGGGUUACUUAAAGAGGGGCCAUUGAUUUUGGCUGGCUCUGGUCAUUGACUGAAAAGGUGAGAAGUUGCUACAAAUCCCACCAUUUAAAGAAAAGGAAAAAAAACAACUUUAAAAAGAAAUCCUAUAUUUAUUUGAAAUGAGUUCUGUCCCAGAGUGGGUGUUGUUGUCCCUGAUUGCUGCCCUGAUCGCUCUAUUGUUACUUACACUCUUUGGAGUGGCAGUAUACUCAGGACUACUAACAGAAGUAGAGGUACGAGCGGGUCCCCCACCCAUCCGUGGGGUGGUUGUGGCAUACAAAUUCCGUGUUGGACCCUAUGACGAGAGUGGGAACUUGUACACGGAGAAUGUCAGCCUUGCACCAAAGCUUGUCUCCAUUGGGGUUUACUACGACAAUCCAAUGAAGGUCCCUGUGGAGUUCUGUAGGUAUAUGGUGGGCACUAUCCUUUGUGAGGGGGACGAAAAGCCAUUACCCGAUCAUGUCCGAAUAUUCCGUAAACAUGGAUUUAAGUUCUGGGUCUUACCUGAGGUGAACCACGCUGUUAUGGCCACGUUUCCAUAUACUACUCCCUUCUCAAUACAACUGGCAACCACCCGAGUACAUCCUGCCUUGGAGAAAUACGUCAAGGAAAGAAAGCUGAGUGCUCACCCUUAUGUUGAGAUAUAUAAAGGAGACAAGAUCAUAUUCAUGUGCCCACUGUCUCGACAGAAUGACUUUUACGUGCCUGAGAUGAAAGAAUUGAUGAGAAAGGAAAAAGGAGAGGAAAGUUUGCCGGAUAGCGCAGAGACUGACCCUAUGUUACCAGAGGAAUUAAUGAGUCUGGAGCUGGUGUCUGAGAACCCUGAGGAAACAGGAGAUGGAUCCCAGCAGAAAGAACACAUGGAAAGCGAGAAGAGCCACAGCGAGUCUGGGGCAAGCUGCUCCUCUUUUGAAGAACUGGAAACAGAUGCAUGUGGGUCUGCCGGAAAGGCUCAACUGGACACUAAAGCCAAAUGGAGUGAAAUGCCCGAGACCUGGGAAAAGGCGAAACCAGAGGAAUGAGUGUUCACUCGUGGCUGAUGCUCAUUCGAUCUAUUCCCUUUGACUCUUUUCUCUCAGUGCAAUAUUAUUACUAUAUCUUUUAUAUCCCUCUUAUACUUUGUAUCUCUCAUAAUGUAAGAAUUCUACCCUUAAAUCCUAUUCCUAUCAUCCUCGGUUUUCCGAAAUUCUUUCUUGUUUUCUCUGUCUUUCUGAUUAUUUUUUUCUUCACAUUUUUAUGUAUUAAUUCAUUUUUAAUUAUUAUUUUAUUACUGCCACUCAGUUGAAGCUGAUGAAUUUGUAUGAUGGAGUCUUGUACUUUAACAAUAACAAAAUCUAGAGUUUUCAAAUACAUAUCGAAACUUUAACCCCUUAAGGACACAUGACGGAAAUAUUCCAUAAUGAUU
Pelobates fuscus (common spadefoot toad) is the source of this 1436-nucleotide messenger RNA. It is a transcript of the gene TEX264, whose product is annotated as testis expressed 264, ER-phagy receptor. The record is from RefSeq and is a predicted model, not a curated record. Gene Ontology annotation, biological process: reticulophagy; protein-DNA covalent cross-linking repair. Bases 151 to 1053 code for a protein of 300 amino acids. Gene Ontology annotation, cellular component: nucleus; autophagosome membrane; replication fork. NCBI's taxonomy places the organism in Eukaryota, Metazoa, Chordata, Amphibia, Anura, Pelobatidae. The transcript is spliced from 4 exons.